Molecule: messenger RNA, 1078 nt
Organism: Melanaphis sacchari
Lineage: Eukaryota; Metazoa; Arthropoda; Insecta; Hemiptera; Aphididae
Exons: 4
Coding region: 179-1003 (274 amino acids)
Source: RefSeq, a predicted model, not a curated record
GUAUUAGUUCUCGGUAGUGUUUGACAGGCAAUUCGCCGUGCUGUUUUUGCGAUGCACAAUAAACAUAAAUCAUUAUUUUUUUUUUAUUUUAAAAUGUCUAUCAUCGUUUCAUUACAACGUUAAGGAUAAUAUUAUUGUAUUGCCGUCGACUGAAAUUUAUCAUUUCCGUGCAAUUGUAAUGAUUUCAAAAAGUUUCAGUUCGUCGUCCACAAUAACCUACCUAUAUCGACUCGCGUACCAGUCAUCGUCCAAUGUUUGGACAGAAUUAGAAAAGCUCCAGUUGGCUGAAGCCAUCGACAUGUAUGGAAUUGGUAACCUGACUCGAAUAGCUACACGCGUACCCACCAAAAAGCUCAAACAUGUGGAGCAAAAGUUGCGCCAGCUUAAAAUCGAAUGUCGGAAAGAGGCUGAGUGCUCAGACAUGAAGGUCAUGCGGUUCGUCAACCUCAACGAAAUGGAUGACUUGUUCCUUGCUGGUGGAACCAAGCCCAAGGACGUGAUGGUCAAGUGGAUGGAGUACCUAGAGACGUUUUACAAGGAUCCGUGUCAGUUCGACAAGUUCAAACUAUUUUCCAGCGCAUUUUUGAUAAUGUCAGAAUGUACGCCUCCGCCGGAAACGACCUCGGACGCCUCAAAUAACGUCAUAGACUUCAGGAAAGUGUACUAUUUUUUAUACCGCGUCUUCAACAACUAUUACGUGGGGAAAAAUUACAAAGACACCAAAAUAACGAACUACCUACACGAAAUGUUCUUGCGCGUGUUGGACGAAAUCGAGUAUACGUCCGACGAUGAGAAAAUUGCCAUGUACAACAUCGUAUCCAAUUGGACCAGUGUCAACAGGGAUGAGUCGCUAAAAGUGUACGGGAAAUCUUUUGGAACCGAGACUAAACAAACGGAAUUGGAUACCAGAUUGAAUUUGAAGACGCCCGGGUUCAAGGUGUUACAGCAUCCAAUGAUUCCGAGUUUCAAUCCACUUCACAUUCAGUCCAACACGCCGUUAUAAUAAAUGUUAUUCCUUAUAAGACUACUACAUUUAAAUUUGUUAAGCUCAUAACCUUAAUAUUUAACGAAAAUUUUA